AACAAGAUGGUAAAUAGUAAUAAAUCGAUUCCAUCGUACGAGAAAGCAUUGAACGAUGAGUUUCAAAAAAUAUAUCAGGAAUUAUCCCAGUUAAAGAAUAAUCGAAAUAAAUAUAUUAAUUCUAAACAAGUUUAUAUAAUUUAUGAUUCCUUUUUAUCAUUAUUACAUGAUUUGACCUUAACAAGAAAAGAUGAAGAAUUGAAAGGAAUAAGUUUGUCUAUACCCAAUGGGAAUGAUUUAAUAAUCGAUGAUAUCUGGCAAUUAUUAUCAUUAUGUUUCUUAACUUGUGGAUUAAUUAAAUUUGCUCCAGCAACUUAUUCGUCAUUAAGUACAGUUAAUAAGUUAUUGAGCCAUUUAAAAGAGUGUCAAGUGUAUACCAUGGAGGAUUUAAGACCAAUCAAAGAACGGUUAGAUAAUAUUAAAGAAAUUAUUAGUAAUAGUGAAACUCAAACUAUUGAAGAAGCACAAGAGGAAGAAGAAUUUCAAAUAGCAAAUGGAGAAAAAAAAAUUAUUGAUGAUAAUGGAGAUGAACAUUCAAUUAUAUCUCAUAAAAGAGAAGAAAGUUUAUUAUUAAGAAAUAAAUUGAAUAAGUGUCAACAAGUGUAUAAUGAAUUAGAAGAAAGUUUUAAAUCAAUACCAUCCGAUUUGAAACCUUUUUUCAAUGAAUUAAUUAAAAUUAGGAAAAGUUUGUUAAAUUAUUUAACCAAUGACAUUAAUAAAUCAAAAGAUGUCACCCCAGUACCAGAAUCCACCGAAAAUCCAAUUACUCAAUAUUCAAAUGAAAAACUGAUUAAAGGUAAUGAAUUAUCUAAAAAAUUAAACGAAUUGAAAACCCAAUUGAAAAUAAUUGAAUCCAAAAGAAAUGAAGAUGGGAAAUUCACUAGUGAAGUUGGUACUGAAAAACAAUUAAAAUAUUCCCAAAUGAUUUUAAAUGGUUUAUUAGAUGAUUGUAAUAAUUUAAUUAAUGAUGUUUCAAUUCAACAGGAAUCAAGUGACAUAUCAUUAUUAUUUCAAUCAUUAUCAACUAACGAUGAUGAAUAUAUUGAAAUGUUUAAAAAAUUAUAUAACCAAUUAAUCGAAUUAAAAUUAACUUUAGAAAAUUUAUUAAUAACUCGUCGUUGGACAAUGAGAGAAACUGAUUUAUACAAUUAUCAAAAAUCUCUUAAAGUUAUAGAUGAUGAUAGAAUUCAACUCAAUAAUAAAAUCAAUUCAAAACCUUCAUCAUCGAAAAAUAUUAAAAGAUUACAAAUUUUAAUAUUAUAUUUGUUAAGAAGAUGUUAUUCUUUAAUCUAUAAAUUAUUAGAAAGUUCAGAACCGGUUUCUGAAUCUUUACAACCAAUCCAUAAUCAAUUAUCAACUGUUCGUCGAUGCUUAUUAGAAAUUAAAAGAAUUGAUGGCUUAAAUAAUUUAAGAGAAUUAUAUCCCUUUCAAUUUAAAUUGGCGUCCUUAGAUAACUUGAGAAGUGAUGGGAAAUUUAUUAUAAAUAAUCAAAUUCCCGAAGGUCAAGGUACUUUAAAUGCUUUAUUAGCUGAAUGUUUUGAUAUAAUUCAUGAAUUGAAAAUUGAACUAGAAGAAAAAGAAGAACAAAUCGACGACGAUGAAACCGAUCCAAAACCUUAUACUACUCCCAACUCUAAAAAUGACCUUGAUAAUAUAACCGAUGAUGAAGACAUUAAUCCCGAUGAUGAAGUUGAAUUAAAAAGAAAUCGUUAUGUUGGAUUUAAUGAAGCAGAUUACGAUCAAGAUAGUGAAAGCGAUUUCGAUGCAGAAGAUGAUGCUUCGAUCUCUGAAUACGAAGAUAAUGAUUACUAUUAAAUAGGUUUAUUUAUACUUUAUACUGU
This is a messenger RNA of Hyphopichia burtonii NRRL Y-1933, 1841 nucleotides long. RefSeq lists its product as uncharacterized. Lineage: Eukaryota; Fungi; Ascomycota; Pichiomycetes; Serinales; Debaryomycetaceae. The record is from RefSeq and is a predicted model, not a curated record. Gene Ontology annotation, cellular component: nucleus; cytoplasm. The transcript has a single exon. The coding region runs from base 7 to 1815 and encodes 602 amino acids.